AUGACCUCAAACAUCGCCGAGCUGCUCAACUCAAUGUUGCGCGACGAAAGAGAGUAUCCAGUGGCGGCCAUUUUCAAUUCGAUUGCACAUAGAUUUCGAGAAAUAUUCAGAAAGAGGUAUGUGGAGGUGGAUAAUUCAAAGACAACCUUCGUUCCCGUAGCCGAGAAGAUGUUGAGAGAAAACAUGACCAAGGGGGAUAAAUUAUAUGUGAACAACAUAAAUGGAAGCACCAAUGAAUUCACUGUGCUUGGCUACGGUCGUUCCGCAAAAGUUAAUCUUUCGAGACGAUCAUGUUCUUAUAGAAAGUACGACUUGGUGAAAUUGCCAUGCGAUCAUGCAAUGGCAGCGUUGCGUUUGAAGCAUGGGGACGAAUACGACACUAACAUUUACAACUACUCUUCGCAAAUAUAUUCGAAAGAAUCAUACCUCCUUGCAUACUUGGAACCUAUUUGUGCAGCACCACUUGAGUCGGAGUGGAGUGUGGAGUGA
Molecule: messenger RNA, 489 nt
Organism: Capsicum annuum
Lineage: Eukaryota; Viridiplantae; Streptophyta; Magnoliopsida; Solanales; Solanaceae
Exons: 1
Coding region: 1-489 (162 amino acids)
Molecular function (GO): zinc ion binding
Source: RefSeq, a predicted model, not a curated record